UUUCGAGCGGCCAGAGGGUGAGCUGCGCGGCGUAGCGCGGCGGGGAGGUAAGAUGGCGCCGUGCCUGGCGCUUCGCCUUUGCUGUUAGGUUGCCGGUUGUCCUUUCUGUCAGGUUUUGGUAUGAACAGGAUUCGGAUUCACGUCUUGCCAACGAAUCGGGGGAGGAUCACCCCAGUGCCCAGAUCGCAGGAGCCCCUUUCUUGUUCAUUUACUCACCGCCCAUGCUCUCAACCGCGACUGGAAGGACAGGAGUUUUGCAUUAAGCAUAUUCUUGAAGACAAGAAUGCACCCUUCAAACAAUGUAGUUACAUAUCAACGAAGAAUGGAAAACGGUGUCCCAGUGCUGCCCCAAAGCCCGAGAAGAAAGAUGGGGUGUCUUUCUGUGCUGAACAUGCUCGAAGGAAUGCUCUAGCACUUCAUGCUCAAAUGAAGAAGAAUAAUCCAGGCCCUAUGGGUGAAACCCUCUUGUGCCAGUUGAGCUCAUAUGCUAAAACAGAGCUGGGCUCUCAGACCCCAGAGAGCAGUCGAAGUGAAGCCAGCCGAAUACUGGAUGAAGACAGCUGGAGUGAUGGGGAUCAGGAACCCAUUACUGUGGAUCAGACAUGGAGAGGUGACCCUGACAGUGAAGCUGAUAGCAUAGACAGUGAUCAAGAAGAUCCCCUAAAACAUGCUGGUGUCUACACAGCUGAAGAAGUGGCUCUUAUUAUGAGAGAAAAGCUAAUUCGUUUGCAGUCUUUGUACAUUGAUCAGUUUAAACGGCUACAACACCUACUCAAAGAGAAGAAGCGCCGUUACUUACACAACCGAAAAGUGGAACAUGAAGCUUUAGGUAGUAGUCUCCUGACUGGCCCAGAGGGACUUUUAGCCAAAGAAAGAGAGAAUUUAAAGCGACUAAAAUGUCUUAGGCGAUAUCGUCAACGCUAUGGAGUAGAAGCCUUACUACAUAGGCAGCUGAAGGAACGCAGAAUGCUGGCCACAGAUGGGGCUGCUCAACAGGCUCAUACCACUCGUUCCAGUCAGAGGUGCUUAGCCUUUGUGGAUGAUGUUCGUUGCUCGAAUCAGUCUCUUCCCAUGACCAGACACUGCCUUACCCAUAUUUGCCAGGAUACAAAUCAGGUUCUCUUCAAAUGCUGCCAGGGAUCUGAAGAGGUGCCCUGCAACAAACCAGUUCCUGUAAGCCUCUCUGAGGAUCCCUGCUGUCCACUGCAUUUCCAGUUGCCUCCUCAGAUGUAUAAGCCCGAGCAGGUACUGUCUGUGCCAGACGAUCUGGAAGCCGGCCCCAUGGAUCUGUACUUGAGUGCUGCCGAGCUUCAGCCUACUGAGAGUUUACCACUGGAGUUCAGUGAUGACUUGGAUGUGGUGGGCGAUGGUAUGCCGUGCCCUCCUUCACCCUUACUUUUUGAUCCUUCACUGACUCUCGAAGAUCAUUCCGUCAAAGAAAUUGCUGGAGGCCCAGGCCAGAUGCAGGUGUCUGGAGAUGGGUCCAGAUCCCAGGGACCUCGAAAUUUAGAGAAAGCCUGUGCAGCAUUCCCUCAGCGUGGAUUGGCUACUGCAAAUGGAAAACCAGAGCCCACUUCUAUCAGUUGAUAGUUCAUUCUGAGAAUUGCUUGACUUUGGUGGAUCUGAACUUCUCAUUCUUGAAACAGUUUAUCUCUGGUCAUCUCUCACUAAACAGGGGCAACCCAGACUACAUGGUGUUUCUUCGGGCUUAUACAGUGCUAAAAUCAAACAUAAACCAAAUUUGUGAGGAACGGAUCUAUCUUUAGUAUUUAAAAGUUACAGGAUUUUUUGCAAGGAAAAGAGUGUGGUAGUCCCUGCCUUGGGAUGGAAUGAAUAUUGGAGACUAUGCCUGGGAAAGAGACAUUUUGGCAAUAUGAUUUCCUAAGCCAUGGAUGAAAUCCAUCUAGGCAGGGGCUGCGAUCAGGAAUGGCGCUCCUGAGGUGCUGGCCGUUCGUGUCUGUCUGUCUGUAUCUAAAGGCCUGUGAUCAACCCUUUCCUCAUAGCUGGGCAGUAGAAACCCCCUUUCCUAGUGACUGAAAAGCAGCUCACCUCACAGAUCUGGGCUCUUCUUAAUUAUCCUUGCUUUUAACUUAUGUAAAUGUCUGGUGGAUUCCCCCAUGUAAAUUAUAGUAAAAUUAUUGUAUAUAGUUUCUAUUAAAUGGUAAAAUGUUAUGGAAAUGUAAAGUAGUGUGAAUUGAAUUUGUGGGGUUUUUUUGUUUUGUUUUGUUUAGUGUUUCAGAGUGUCUAUAUUAUUUUCUGGGACUGCAAUGCUGUCUGAUGGGAAAGGUACAUAAUAUUUCUAUCCCCAGACAGGCAUUACUGGAGAAACAGCAUGAGAGAAGUGGCACUUGGUACCUAGCUAAUUGGGACAGAUAGAAUUGUGUUCAGUAGUGGGGUCAAGACUGUGUAGUGCUUUUAGGGUCUUGGUUGAAACCCCACAGAGGAGAUGAAAGAAUGGUCAACAAAGGGGGCGAUAAUGGUGGUUUUAGGGGAACGUUUGACAAAAGCUUCUGAAGCCUGAAUAACAGUUCAUAGAAAACAUAAGUAAUUAAACUGUACAUUUCUCCCUGCAUGAAGGUAUACUGAGGUGAAGGUCAUUUGGCCAGCCCAGCUUGCUUUCAAGUAUUUCAGUUACUUUCUUGUUGCUUCUGACUAAGGUUUAUGGUUCCAGAAGGGAUAAGAGGCCAUGGCAUGACGGGAUCAGGAAGCUGAGAGCUCAUAGCCUUGACUACAAGAUGAAACAGCAAACUGGAAGCGGUACAAGGCUUUUAAUCUCAAAGCCCAACUUUCUGCAGCAAGUCUGCAGCACCUAAGACUCCAAAAGUUGCCAUCAAGUGUCCAAAUGCCAGAGACUGGUGGACAUUUUUCAUUCAAACAGCCACAUCAGGUUUGGCCAAUGGAAAGUCCAUAGUACUGGACCAGAGACUGUCAGAAGGGAGCUGGUCCAAACAGCAGUGAUGAAAGGCCUGUGUGCAUCUACUGAACCUGAGCCAGGCCAAGUUGUAACCCACCCCACCAAGACCAUCAGUGCUGGGGAGACAGGCCCCACAAUAGCGCUGCAGGAUGACGAGGUUGGAUAGCUCGUGGGAAGUGAGAUUGAGGAGGGCUAGGUGGGAUAGCGGCGCCUAUUCAUGCUGCUGUAGCCAACAUUGCUGAGUCCUUUUGUGCUGUAUUGGACUUCACUAACGUUCCUUUAUUAGUAUCCUCUUAGCUGCCCAAGGAAUCAGGAAGUCAAUGAAACUUAUGUAUAGAUCUCAGCAAGUUCCUGAAGCCUACAAGGUUCUUAAGUCUUCCCAAAGAUAUAUAAGCAGUAAUUACUUUGUGGGGAGAGGAGACUAAGCAAACUCUGUAAACCAGCUCCAGUGAUGCCUCAUCUGAGUUGUCACAGUGUUGGGGUGAGCUUUUUCAGUGAUGUACCAUGCUCCUGUAAGCAAACCAAUAAACUCAACAGUUUACUGAA
Molecule: messenger RNA, 3460 nt
Organism: Myodes glareolus (Bank vole)
Lineage: Eukaryota; Metazoa; Chordata; Mammalia; Rodentia; Cricetidae
Source: RefSeq, a predicted model, not a curated record